Messenger RNA from Symbiodinium necroappetens, 840 nucleotides. The record is from the annotation of a GenBank genome assembly. Lineage: Eukaryota; Dinophyceae; Suessiales; Symbiodiniaceae.
AUGACAUGUGCAAUCUGCAAGGGCCGGCCCCUCUUGGGAUUGCGAAGUUUCUCCGGGCUGCUGGCUGGGCUUUCGAUCGUCAUGCUGCUGCUGAAGUACCGAGUGAUUCCCAAGAUCAUUCCUCCGGAUCAGUUCGAGUCAGGCUUUAGCUUGGGCAAGUACUACGGCUUUGCUGCGCAAGUCCUCUACCACUGUGCGUUGGUAGCAUGCUUCCUCGCCGUGGGCUGGAACCGUUCUCCUGGUCUCUACCACAUGGCGACCUUGGCGGAACCGGCGUACUGCACCCUGGACAUCCUUCUCUUAUUCUUCACAGGGGUGUCAUUCACUCAUUGGCAGGCAGUCCCGCUACUGGUGCAUCACACCAUCUCUUGUGCCUGCACGCAUGCGCUGAUGUACGGCCUCCCUGACUCCAUCUUCGGCAUCCUCCUUCAACUCGACUUCCAUGCCUCCAGCGCUGUGUGCCUGGGCAUUGCCAAUGCACUUCUGACCCCUCGCCUCAAUCUCACUGCUCGGCAGAGGUUGUCUAUGCAAACGGUGGCGAUGGGGAUUUGGGCUUUGACACGCGUUUGCCUGGUCUUGGUGCUAGGCUUCUUCCUGCUGGCAGAGGCUGCCCAUCUUACGGAACGUGCCGUCCGAGCGGUGGUUAUUGUGGAGCUGAGCCUGGCAGCGAUGGGGUCGUUUGCUUUUGUCAUCAUCAAGACUCCCUUGCUGACAUCCGGCUUGCAGGAGGCCUUGCGAGAGUACCGAGAAUGCCUCUACACAGAGGGUGUGGUGGCCGUGUGCGACGGCUUGGAGGCUGGCUGGGCGAGCACGCCGGCACUCCGCCGACUUGGGGCGUGA